Pogona vitticeps (central bearded dragon) is the source of this 7779-nucleotide messenger RNA. Lineage: Eukaryota; Metazoa; Chordata; Lepidosauria; Squamata; Agamidae. The record is from RefSeq and is a predicted model, not a curated record.
AUGGACCUCUUUGAACUGUCUGUUCCUCUUAUUGUUCUGUUCGCCUGGCGGGGGCUGCUCGCCUCAGCCUGCCCCGCCUCGUGCAAGUGCAGCCCCGAGCGGAUCUGGUGCAGCGAACCCGCGGCCGACCUCAAGUCUUUCCCCGCCUUGGGCAAGGGGGGCGAAGGGGAGAAAAUCACUGACAUUUAUAUUGCAAACCAGCGGAACUUAGAAAGCAUAAACGAAGUAGAUGUUGUAGGAUACAUUGGAUUAAGAAAUUUAACUGUUGUGGAUUCAGGUUUGAAGUUUGUUGCACGCCAAGCUUUCCAGAAAAAUACCAACCUGCAGUAUAUUAACUUCUCAAGAAAUAAGCUUUCAAGUUUGUUCCGAAAGACUUUCAGACAUCUGAAUCUGACUGAUCUGAUUUUAGAAGGCAAUCCAUUCAAGUGUUCCUGUGACAUUAUGUGGAUCAAGAUAUUCCAAGAGACCAGGAAUCCAAAAACAGAAGUUCAGGAUUUUUACUGUAUGAAUGACUACAACCAGAGAAUAUCUCUGAUGGAGAAGCCAAUUCCAAAUUGUGGCUUGCCUUCCGUUAAACUUAGCACACAUAAUCUCACUGUUUUUGAAGGAAGGAAUAUCACAUUAUACUGUGAUGUUACUGGAAGUCCAACACCAAGUAUAGCUUGGGUUUUCCGUAAUAUUGUUUCAAAAUAUGAGAAUCAUACAAAUAAGAACACUGCUUCUUUAACUAUAAAGAAUGUCUCAUCAAAUGACAGUGGUCUACAGAUUUCUUGUAUAGCAGAAAAUACUGUGGGCGAAGACCAAGAUUCUGUUGAUCUUUCGGUGUUCUUUCCACCAACUAUCACAUUUCUUGAAAAUCCAUAUUCGGACCAUCACUGGUGCAUCCCGUUCAGUGUGAGAGGAAAUCCACAACCUACCCUGACAUGGCUGCAUGACGGGGUUAAGUUGAACGAAUCAGCUUUUAUCUUCACUAGAAUCCAUGUUAGCAAUCAGACUGAACACCAUGGCUGCCUUCAGCUGGACAACCCCACCCAUGUGAACAAUGGAAAUUAUACAUUGGUAGCAGAGAAUCCAUAUGGAAGAGAUGAAGCCAAUGUUUCUGCUUAUUUCAUGGAUGAUCCUGGAGAGCACUACCUGGAAUGCUGGUUCCCAAACCCAGAUGAGGCAGAUCUCACAGGUAGUCCAUUCUAUGAUCAUCCCGGUUAUAGUGAAGAUUAUGGAACACCGUCAAAUGAUUUUGAAGAUACCACCAAUAAUAGUAAUCCAGUUACUUCUACGGAUGUUUCUAACAAAGAAAAUGAAGAUAGCAUCACUGUCUAUGUUGUAGUGGGGAUUGCAGCAUUAGUGUGCACUGGCUUAGUAAUUAUGCUUAUUAUUCUCAAGUUUGGAAGGCACUCCAAGUUUGGAAUGAAAGGUCCUUCUUCAGUUAUCAGUAAUGACGACGAUUCAGCAAGUCCUCUCCAUCAUAUCUCGAAUGGGAGCAACACUCCAUCUUCUUCUGAGGGCGGUCCUGAUGCUGUAAUUAUCGGAAUGACAAAAAUUCCUGUUAUUGAAAAUCCUCAGUAUUUUGGCAUCACAAACAGUCAACUCAAGCCUGACACAUUUGUCCAGCACAUCAAGAGACACAAUAUUGUUCUCAAAAGGGAACUGGGAGAAGGAGCCUUUGGAAAAGUCUUCUUGGCUGAAUGUUAUAAUCUGUGUCCUGAGCAGGACAAAAUUUUAGUUGCAGUGAAGACGCUAAAAGAUGCCAGUGAUAAUGCCCGCAAAGACUUCCAUCGAGAGGCAGAACUACUGACAAACUUGCAGCAUGACCACAUUGUGAAGUUUUAUGGAGUAUGUGUGGAAGGAGAUCCUCUCAUCAUGGUCUUCGAAUACAUGAAGCAUGGGGAUCUCAACAAAUUCCUAAGGGCACAUGGACCAGAUGCAGUUCUGAUGGCAGAAGGCAAUCUUCUAACUGAGCUCACCCAGUCACAGAUGUUGCAUAUUGCCCAGCAGAUUGCAGCUGGUAUGGUUUACUUGGCGUCACAACACUUUGUGCAUCGUGACCUUGCCACUCGGAAUUGCCUAGUUGGUGAAAACCUGCUGGUGAAAAUUGGAGAUUUUGGAAUGUCAAGGGAUGUGUAUAGCACAGAUUACUAUAGGGUUGGGGGACAUACUAUGUUACCCAUUCGUUGGAUGCCUCCUGAAAGUAUCAUGUACAGAAAAUUCACCACAGAAAGUGAUGUCUGGAGCCUUGGAGUUGUUCUAUGGGAAAUCUUUACAUAUGGCAAACAGCCAUGGUAUCAGCUCUCAAACAACGAGGUAAUCGAGUGCAUUACUCAAGGCCGUGUCCUGCAGCGACCUCGUACGUGCCCAAAGGAAGUCUAUGAUCUGAUGCUGGGGUGCUGGCAGCGGGAGCCUCAUAUGAGGCUCAACAUCAAAGAAAUACACUCCCUCCUUCAGAACUUGGCCAAGGCCUCUCCCGUCUACCUGGAUAUUCUAGGAUAGAAACUCCCGCAGCACAUCCUGUUAUGGAGUGUGUGAAUGAAUGUGUUCCAUUACCACUAAACUCCAUUAAAAUGUCUUCUUAACUCUUGACAGUAUUACGUACAAAGAAAUGGAGAAGCUUUCAAAGGGCAAGCUAUGUGCAUUUCUCCCUCUGUAGACAGAUUAUUGACUUUAUGACAUUACUGACAUGUAUUUCUUCUCUCCUUCAUUCUUUUUGUUCCUCUGUCCCCCCUUCCCCCGCUGCCAUCAGUUCCUAUUCAAUCAGGCUUCUGCAUUAUUAUAACUCUGCAUAGACAAAGGCCUUAACAACAUGAUCUGUUAUAUUGACACUCAGUUUUGCCCAUCACAACUAAUAAUGCCUUGUUGUAUUCAUGCCUUUGAUCUGGAUAAAAAAGGGAAAAACAUGACUCGAACUUUGUGACUUCUACUGUAUGGAUAUCUGGAGCUUCUGUGGAUUCACCUCUACUUCAUUUGCUUUGGCAUCAAGGUGGAAGACUAGCUUUGUUUAAGGGAUAUGGAGGGUGUUGGGAGGAGAGAGCUGAGAUCAAGCCAGAAGGAAAGAAAUUUGCAUGCUGAGUAAAUCACUCUUUGGAGAUACUAUAGGAUCAGAUGACUUCCAGUGUAUCAACAUAAUGUAAAAUUAUUAGAGGAAAGGGAAGGGUUUAAAAAGAUUCUCCUAGGAAACAUUCAUACAGGUGUAAAGGCCCUUCUCAGUGUGCUGCCAUUUCUACAUUGAUAGAUGUCUGUGUUGAAUAGUAAAAAAAAGUGUCACUGCGUUGCCCAAAAAUUGUGUAAUUCUGUGCUCAGCUAUGACUCUCCAGGCUUGUCCUACCCUGGGGAUUUCUGUUGCCAGUGGUUUUUCUGUUCUCCAGUUAGUCUUUGAUAAUCCAGGCAAGAGCUGGGGCCUAUUGAAGUACCAAAAAUUUAUAGGACCAUUUUCUAAAACAUGAGGUUUGGUUAGAUGGAAUGAGACAUAGAUGUGGAGGGAAGUUUAUUUUGACAGCAUGUUCCUACCUUUGUCCUCUUUCUAUGUUUACUUUUUACCCUUUCUCUGAUCCCAUCCCUUUGACCCCAUUGAAACCACCCACCCUGCAUGGUCCUUCUCAAAUAAUACCCAGGAAUUUGAGCUGAAAACUGUCUCUUUGUACAUUCAAAUAGGUAUAGCAAAUUAAUGAAGGAAAGCAUAUAUUUAGUUGUACGAAGGUUGUUAGCUGCAUUCAUCUAUACAGAUGGAAUAGGAUGGUAUAACACUGCUAAAGUGUUUACUACAGAUGUAUGAAGGAACAUGUCCUAGAAAUCUCUAGAGAAAAUAGCAUGGUUAUAAUUUGACAGAAUAUAAAGACCCAGAAUUCAAAACCAGUUUUUGAUUGAUUGAGAGGUUGUAUUCCUGCUAUUAUAUAUUUGUAUCCUUUGAUUUAAGGUUGACAGAUACAGUAUUGUGUACAUUCAGUGUGGCUGCAAGGCUGAACUUGGCAAGCUCAUCACAUACAAAUGGAGAAGGUGUAAGGAUAUACACGUCAGAUCAUUUUUAUUAUGAUCCCUUAGGAUAAGAGAAAAAGUAAAUCCACUUUAUUCCUCUGAGGAUGAAAGUGAAUUUGCUGCAAAAGGGGCGUAUUUUUAAAUAACAAAUGGGAUCAUAAACGCACUGCGUAUCAAUGUUUUGUUAUUGUUUUAUUUAAAAUUUUAAGCAAUUAUUUUUCUAAGUGAUCGCAUAAUAAUUUAAUAUAUUUUUAGUUUGCAUUUCUUAUUUAUUAAGACCCUUUCUCGCCUUUGGCAGUUUGGAAAGAUGUUGAUCUUUUAUUUUUCAAAAUCUAAAGUAAAAUAGAAAAUGUUAAAUAGUAGUGAAGUUGGACUUUCUUAUAUUAUUGACAGAAGUCAGUGAAUGAUACCUAUAAUAAUGUAACUCUAAAGCCAUAUAUAAAUAUAUACGUAUAAAUAUAUAUUAGUUCCUAAAUAAGAGUUGAGCAGGUUUUUUAAUGACUAAGGAUGAAUAAUAUCAAAUACAGUUUGAAAAUUAUUUCAGUGAUGGCUGAGAAGAACUAAUAUGAAAAGGAAAAAAUGCUGAACAUUCAGUCUUGCCCAUUUUCUUAUUUAUUGCUUUAAGUGUCUUUCUAGUUAGUUCAUUUCCAAUAUGAGAGAAAUAUGGGAAAUAAAACUUGAGAUGUCAGAGACCAAUAAAAGACACAUCCAUCAAAAUACAGUAGUAUGUUCUGCAAUCAUUUCUCAAAGACUUGAAUCGCUUCCACAAAACGCUUUGUUAGUGGUGCAAAGAGUGCAUUGGUUUAUGUAACAUGGAAUCAAAAUGGAGGUACUUCAACUGAAAGCACUUAAUACAAUAUCAGUAGUGUUUGGCUACAUGGCCAAGAUAAUUUAGUAUUCAUGAGUAAAUGCUAUUCAGGAUUAUUCUAUUCCAGUGUUAAUUAAUAGAUUCCUGUUUGUAAUUUCUAUCAGUGUUUCUUUGAGGGUCAGAGGGAGGCUUUAAUACAGGUUUCCUUACAUUACUUUUUCCUUGCAUGUUUAUAAUGAUAUCACUCUAUUAAAAAUAAACAGAACUAGUAAUUAAAGCUUCCCCUCCCCUGCUGAAAUGGAAAUAGAUACUGGGACAAUUUAGUGGCUGUAUAUCAUAAUCCCUCAGCCAUAAUCAACAAGAAACUGUAAAACAGACAGGGCCUACAAACAAAUGACCUCAGCUAAAAAGUACAGGAAUCUUAAGAAGCCUCAAGAGUACUUCGCCUUUCCACACUGGACAAACUGGUAUUGCACCUGCUUCUUACCAGGGUGGGUAUCAUCACAACUCAGGUCUGAAAAAAAUAUGGGAGAAAAAUAAUAAAAACGCUGGACUACAAAGAUUUGACAACCUCUGCUCUGUUCAUGAAAGAGAAAGAACCACAGGUUGGUAAUUCCAGAGAAAGGGAAGCAAACUUCAUUAAAAUGUACCAUUCUUUACAUCUCAGUACACAUUUUUUAAAAAUGAUUUGAUCUUGAAAAUAACCAUGUAUGCUGUAUGAUUGCUGAAAGAUUGUAUACCAAAACAAAUGCAAAAUGUCAUCAGAUGGUGUGUGGUUUUUUUUUCCUUACUGGAAAAACAUAAUAGAGUAAUUAAAAAUACUGUGUUAUAAUAUAGUGUGCAUUAGUAUAACUGUAUGUCCAUGUUAAAGGACCAAAUGUUCUAUACAGCCAGUGUUCUGUACAAUGUGGCUAAAAUGUGGCCUGUACUGCAAAUGUGGACCUUGGUGAAUGAAAAGCUGCUAUUGUUUUCGGAAAGGUGUUAACUAGCUAAUGCUUAAACAUUUGGAUGUGUUCAUUCAAGUGGCUAUAAGUAUGGGAAACUGAAAAGAAAAUCAAGAAAAAGAAAGAUAUUAUGAAGGAUAAAGAAAUAUAAAUAAUCUACUGUGUACAUAUUUGUUACGGGUAUAACUUCAGCUGACAUUCUACACUAAGCAAGUGUGACAAUCAGGCUUAUUAAUAAAAAGAGAAUCUUUCUUGACUAUGCUACAGUCACACACAUAUAUGUAAUACACAUUAUGUGUGUGCACAUGUGCAUUUACAUAAAUUGUGUAUAAAGCCACAGUAGAUAUCUAGCUGUAUAUGUGUUUUAUAAAUAUUUUAUUUAUACAUAUGCAGACAUGUGUGAUUGUGUGUAUAUGUAUAAAUGUUUGUACACUACACAUAUAUUCUUACUGUAUAGGGGACAAUGAGAUCAAUAGGUUGAUAUGGUAUGCUACGUAACCAAAAUUCAUUUACUUUCUAUUUUCCUUAGGUAUAUUUUAAUUUUUUUUACGUAUUGGAGUUUUGUAUUUAAGUUGCGUGAAGUUCUGCACAAUUGGAGAAAUCCUAAAAAUCUAAUUCUUUAUUGACGUGGCAAUCCUAUAUAGAUUUACCUGGGAGUAAGCUCCAUUGUAAAGUGAUGGGACUUACUUGCAAGUAGACAUGUAUAAAGUUGUGCUGUAAGUGCAUAAAAACAGCCUCAAUAACAUCAUCCUAUUUGCUGGCUUAUUUCAGAUUGGGUUUAAGAGUUUGCCUUGGGUCUAAGGGUUUGUUCACUAUAGCUGCUUGUAAAGCUAUACACAUUUACCUGGGAAUACAUACCAUUGCACCCAGUGGUACUUGUGACUAGUUAUAUAGUGGAUUGGUCUGUUUUUAGUCUCUUUUACAGUAAUUUUUAAAGAAAAUCAAAAUCCCUCAUCCCUUGCCAUUUCCCACUUGUUUUAUAUACUAUUUUCAAGAAUAAGCUUGAAAAUGCAAAUAUCACAUUGAGAUUACAUGAUACCGCAGAGAAAAGACCAUAUUAUUUGGGUUGAAAAUUGCAUCUUCAAUGAGAUCUAACUUUUCAUUGAGUCAUCUGAGGAGGUUCAGGCUUCUUGCCCAGAUCAUAGACUGUAGCCGUUCAUUUGGAGCAACUGAGGGGAAAAAAAUCCCCAAUUGAUUUUAAAGGCCCAACAAAAUUAUUCAACUCAUGAACUUGCCCAUAGCGGCAAGAAAGUAUAUGACAGCAUUCCGCUAAGUGUAGACUUCCUGUGCCCAAGCACAAGGAUAACAUAAUAUAUUUUCUUGGCACUUCCUUUUCUUAUUGACCCAUGCUUUUAAAGCAAUUUAUGUUUUUUUCCUGUUUUUUUGUUUGGUUCUCUCAAUUUAAAAAUUGUGUUCUAACUAAUUUUGAUUUUAUUGUUUUUAUGCUACGUUUUAAUUUUUAUGCUUCUUUUUGAGCCGUCCAGAAAAUUUGUUGUGGGGCAGCUGUAUAAAACAAUAAUGGAUAAAUAAAAAUACUGGAAGGGGAAAGCUGUUUCUUUUUGCAUAUUUUUGCAUAUUUCUAGUAUCUAGGAGUUGCUUUUUGACCAUUACAAGAGCAGACUUGAAACAACUGUUUGGGCUGGUAUAAGGAGCACUAUUGAAGCUUUUUCAUACCCUCAUCCCUAUCCAAUAUUCUCUCAUUUCACCUAGUUGUUGGGGCAGAGCAGUAGAUUUUGUGAAGUACCAGGAUCACAUAUUACAUGAGGAACCUAACUCUUUUUCUUAAAGGGCACUGUCUACUGAGAGUCUUAACUAUAAAUCAUCUGUCUUGGUAUCACCUACAGAUCACAAACUACAAUUCAGAAGUUACUUUAAUCAAGGUCUGCAGAAUGCAUAUCACCUCAGUGAUGGAACAGGUGGCAUGUUCAUUAAACGGGGAUGGAUACCUUAGCCCCAAAUUUUGGAGGUGGGGUCAAUUGCCCUCAAGUCAUAAGCCACUUAUAUAUGUUUAAUGAAUAUUACAAUGGAUGCAGUAUCAGAACAUUUUGAACUGUGUCAUCU